AUGCGUGCAGGGAUGAGUGGGUGGAGACUUUUGGAGAAAACUUCUUUGCUCUUCGAUACGCGCUUCGCGCAAAGUGCAAAGACGACACUUUCGCGGCCUCAGCGAGCUCAAAGGCGGAGAUUUGAAACCUCCUCCCCGCCGAAGCGCGCGACUUUGGAGCUGAAGAAGGGAGAAUAUUGGUCCGUCUGCAACGUGAUUGGCAAAGCAGUCGCAGUGCCGCGGAAUGCUGAGAAGAUUUCGGUGGUGGACCCUGCAACUGGCCAGGCUUCGGCCAUCGACCUUCCUUCAGGCAUCGAUGCAGGCAGGAGGGAGAAAUUUGUCUCCGUCUGCAACGUUAACGGCAAGGCAGUGGCAGUGCCUGCUCAUGCUGAGAAGAUGCUGGUGGUCGACCCUGCAACUGGCCAGGCUUCUGCCAUCGACCUCCCUGAAGGCAUUGAGGCAGGCAGGGCGGGGAAAUUUCGGGCCGUCUGCAAUGUAAACGGCAAAGCAGUGGCGCCGCCAUAUGAUGCUGAGAAGAUUCUGGUGGUGGACGCGGCAACUGGCCAGGCUUCUGCCAUCGACCUCCCCGCAGGAAUCGAUGCAAGUAGGAAGGGCAAGUUUGUGGCCGUUUUCAGCAUCGACGGCAAAGCAGUGGCGGUGCCGUAUGAUGCCGAGAAGAUUCUGGUGGUCGACCCUGCAACUGGCCAGGCCUCGGCCAUCGAUCUCCCGACAGGCAUCGAUGUAAGCAAACCCGGCAAGUUUGUAUCGGUUUUCAACAUGAGCGGCAAAGCAGUGGCAGCGCCCUAUGAUGCGGAGAAGAUUUUGGUAGUGGACCCUGCAACUGGCCAGGCUUCGGCCAUCGACCUUCCGACAGGCAUCGAUCCAAGCAGGACGGGGAAAUUUGUGUCUGUCUUCAACAUGAACGUCAAAGCAGUGAUGAUGCCGCAUCAUGCUGAGAAGAUUUUGGUGGUGGACCCUGCAACUGGCCACGCUUCGGCCAUCGACCUUCCUGCAGGUAUUGAUGCAAGCAGACAAGGAAAAUACCUGUCCGUCUGCAAUGUGAAUGGCAAGGCUGUGGCUGUGCCUGCCAAUGCUGAGAAGAUUUUGGUGGUGGACCCUGCAACGGGACCUGCUUUGGCCAUCGACCUCCCCGAAGGCAUUGAUGCAAGCCGGGUCGACAAAUUCUGGUCCGUCUGCACUGUGAGCGGCAUGGCAGUUGCUGUGCCUGUUGGUGCUGCAACCAUUUUGGUGGUUGACCCUGCGACUGGCCAGGCUUCGGCCAUCGACCUCCCCGCAGGCAUUGAUGCAAGCAGGGAGUAUAAAUAUGUGUCCGUCUGCAACGUGAACGGCAAGGCAGUGGCAGUGCCGUUUAGUGCUGAGAAAGCUUUGGUCGUGGAGCUGCCGCCCUCCAAAGCCUCCCAGCUGAACCUCAGUCUGCAGCAAAGCACUGUCCAGCAGACGCCCGUGUUCGCAGAGCUUGUUGCAGCCGCAUUGAGCUACUGGGUGUACACUGACGAGCCAGAACCCCCGCAGCUCGAUCAUGCUUCCAUGCAAGUCCAUCGAGUGAUUCAGCCUGGCGAGUUUGGCUCGUCCGUCAAGAUCGCAAGAGUCACUGCCGACUUACCCACUGGCAAAGUGAUGUAUGUCGUCUUCAAGGGCACCUCGUACAUUUUGGACUUCUUAAACUGGAAUCUGGAGCUGAAUCAUGCCAUGACCCAGGAUCCCGACUUCUUCGUCCACGGCGGAGCAGCAGGCACACUUCACGCGGCAAGCUUCUGGCUUGAACAAGGCUUGCUGAAGCAUCUGGAGGAGGCGAGUGGGAACGGGGUCGGUAGGGUCAUCUUGGCAGGCCACUCCUUGGGUGGAAUGUACGCAGAAGGGCUACUCUACCUACUCUGGAAGAAGAUGGACAGCACUUCGCAAACUUCACAGGAUGUCAUGUCCUUUCUGUCUGAUCUGGAAGUGCGGUGCGUCACGUUUGGGUCUCCGAUGGUCUUCGGUGGUGGCUCCCAGCAGGCACAGGAAUUCAAGAAAUUUGCGCAGCAGCGAGCUGUGAACUACAUCAAUGAGAACGACCCUUGCCCACGCGCCUGGAGCGCCGUGGAUCUCCGGCCGUUUGUGGAAGUGGCGGCCCAAAGCGUGCAGAAUGGACUGGUCGACGAGCUAGGAAGCGUCACGGGGUUUGUGGCCUCGCAGUUUGUGGCCGCAGCCGCCAAGCAGGUAGUAAACCGACCGGAUUUCCACCUCUUGGAGGAUUUUGCGAGUCGGUAUCAGCACUUUGCAGCGCUGAAGGUGCUGAGCUCAGACAGACAGGCCGCUCGCUGGAACGAGUUCCUGCUUACACCGACGAGUCUGAGUGACCACACCAUGCUAGCCUACGCGAAUCGGCUCUUCGAUGCCUUCGAUGACAGCCGUCCCGAGUGCCACGUUCACAGCCAGACUGCCCGAGUCGCUCGGAACGUGCCUAAUCGCAGGAGCGGAUCCUAG
Molecule: messenger RNA, 2466 nt
Organism: Symbiodinium sp. CCMP2592
Lineage: Eukaryota; Dinophyceae; Suessiales; Symbiodiniaceae
Source: the annotation of a GenBank genome assembly